This is a messenger RNA of Lutra lutra (Eurasian river otter), 1789 nucleotides long. It is a transcript of the gene ASPHD1, whose product is annotated as aspartate beta-hydroxylase domain containing 1. The coding region runs from base 108 to 1211 and encodes 367 amino acids. The record is from RefSeq and is a predicted model, not a curated record. The transcript is spliced from 4 exons. NCBI's taxonomy places the organism in Eukaryota, Metazoa, Chordata, Mammalia, Carnivora, Mustelidae.
UGAAGGAGAAAGAGGUAGAAGGAGUUGGGAGGUACUUGAAGGAGGUGAGAAAGAGGGAGAUACAAGGUGAAGAGAAAACCUCAGGAGAGAGAACCAAGGAGUGGGAAAUGUGGAGGGCAAACAGCCCAGGGGGUAACCCGGGAGCAGCCACAGAGGGAACUGGAGGAGAACUGGGAGGACAGGGGAACUGGGGUCUGGAAGAUGCCCCUGGCCUGCUGGCCAGGGCUUCCCUGCCCAUCAUGCCUGCGUGGCCAUUGCCCUUGGCCUCCUCAGCACUCACCCUGCUCCUUGGAGCCCUGACUUCCCUUUUCCUCUGGUACUGUUACCGCCUGGGCUCCCAAGACAUGCAGGCUCUGGGAGCUGGGAGUCGGGCUGCCAGUGUCAGCAGAGGGCCUAGGGGAUGCUCUGAGGCCGGCAGGCUGAGCCCAGGGAGCUCUGGGGAGCCUGGAGAAGGGCCCAGGGCAGAAGGCCUAGUGUGCCGUCGCCUGCGGGCCUACGCCAGGCGCUACUCCUGGGCGGGCAUGGGUAGGGUGAGGCGGGCAGCUCAAGGUGGCCCAGGCCCUGGGGGAGGGCCAGGGGUCCUGGGCAUUCAGCGCCCAGGCCUGCUUUUUUUGCCAGACCUGCCCUCAGCCCCCUUCGUGCCCCGGGACGCCCAGCGGCAUGACGUGGAGCUCCUGGAGAGCAGCUUCCCUGCCAUUUUGCGGGACUUUGGGGCUGUGAGCUGGGACUUCUCAGGGACUACUCCUCUGCCUCGGGGCUGGUCCCCGCCCCUGGCCCCUGGGUGCUACCAGCUCCUGCUGUACCAAGCAGGCCGGUGCCAACCCAGCAACUGCCGCCGGUGCCCGGGGGCCUAUCGCGCACUGCGGGGGCUGCGGACCUUUAUGAGUGCCAACACCUUCGGCAACGCUGGCUUUUCUGUCCUCCUGCCUGGGGCGCGGCUUGAGGGUCGCUGUGGGCCCACCAACGCAAGGGUCAGAUGCCAUCUGGGCCUGAAGAUUCCUCCUGGCUGUGAGCUGGUGGUCGGGGGCGAGCCCCAGUGCUGGGCUGAGGGACACUGUCUACUGGUGGACGACUCCUUCCUGCACACAGUGGCUCAUAAUGGCUCCCCAGAAGAUGGGCCUCGAGUGGUCUUCAUCGUGGACCUCUGGCACCCCAACGUGGCCGGGGCCGAGCGCCAGGCCCUUGACUUUGUCUUCGCACCAGACCCUUGAAGGAAGGGGCUCCCUUCAGACACCCGGGCUGGAGAGGUGCUGUGCUGGCUCACGGAUGGCUUUGAGUGGUAGCCAGGACCGCCUCUAGGCUGCAGGGGGUGGGGGGGUGCUGAGGGUUUGAACUGGCCAGCCUGCACUGAAAUACAGAUUUGAUGGCCCUCCUAGCUCUUGACUACCUUCUUCCAACUACCCAGCCCAGUGAAAGGCUUGGGGCAGGGGCUCCUGUACUCUCCCAUCUGGCUAGCCAAGUACCUCGUCAACACAAGCCAUCUCCUUGGCCCUCUCCCCCGGAGCCAGCACCAGUCCCUCAACUCAGUUUUAUUCCAAUAAUUUAAUAGAAAAUUAAAAUAAAUAAUAUGAAAUAGAUUGAGAAGACGGCUGAGCUGGUGCAAGCCCAGGCCAGUCUAGUACAAAGUUAAAGGGGUGGGGGGACCGGUUGGGGAAGGAGGAGGGAGAGAGAAGCUACCCUGCACGAUGGUGGGAAGGUGGCUCAGAACAUGGUGGGUGUCAGUAAGGGCUGGCUGGACACUUUGGUGUGUACAGUGUGCUAAAAAAGAGAGACAGAGAAAGAGAAAAAG